AUCUGCCUGCUCUGCCUUACAGCGCGGCCUCGAUCUCAACCCAGCGAACAACUCUCUCUUUCCGGAAGUUUGAGGUCACGGGUCACAACAAAAGUUCAUGCAACAUGCCUGGACUCGAGCUGAAUGCACCUAUUCCACCGCCUAUUCCACCUUUUGAUCACAUCUCCAUUUCUCCCGGAUGUCAGACUUCUUCCCGGACAUCGUUAGACCUACCAGUCAGACCGCCAGCCAGAAUUAGAAGCCACAAGCGCCUCUCCGCUCCAGCACCCAUAUCCCGCAGAGAAAGCCGGGCAUUCAACGCACCACCUCCACCACCUUCAACCCACGAAACCCGGAGCUACUCCCGCUCCGUCCGCCGCUACACCCCACGUGUAACCUCCUUCCAGUCCGUUGCCUCCGCCGCCUCUGCCCCAGCAGCCCUGCAAUCCCCACCAACACCCUCGGAUCCGCCCUCCCAGUAUAACCCCCUCCAGCACUACGUCCCCUGUCUCGCCCCUAAUUGCACCAAUCACUACACCGCACACCUCCUUGGCCCAACCUACUACUGCCCCCAGGCCCCCUACCAGCUCAUCCGCAAGCGCGGCCUCUGCCCCCUGCACGCCCACCAGGACCUCAAGCUCGCCAACCAACGCGUGAAAAGCACGUAUGAGGCCAUGCGGCAGAACUGCGGGCGCAAGACGCUCGGCACGAUUGCAGCUGAGUUUGAGGCUUUUGUGGAGCAGGUGCGCGAGGAGCGGGCGGAGGAGAGCAAGAGGAUGGAGAGGUGGCAGCGGCAGCGGGUGCUUCCUUCUGCGGGUGUGAAGGGUAAAGAUGGCAAAGAAGGGAAAGAGAAAGAGAACGGGAAGGGGCAGGUCUGGGAGGAAGAGUGGGACUGGCGGUACUCGCCGAGGCCGUGCACAAGGAAGGGGUGUGACGAGGUGUGGUACUCGCCGUUCGAUAACCGGCUCUUCCUUUUCUACACCACGGCGCGCCCCUCGGGAUUCGUACCGCUGAGCACGCUGUGCCCUGGCUGUGCGAAAUUCGAUGUCGAAAGUGCCGAGGAGCGGAUUGAGGGGAGGAGGAGGGAUGUAGGUGGUGUCGUCGGGCCAGAAUUUGAGGAGUGGUAUGUGCAGAUGGGGAAAGACCGGGAGUUGGAAGUCGAAUACUGGGAGGCUGCGCAGGAGAGGAUUGUUAGGGAGGAGAUGGGGAAGUGGAGUGUGAGGAGCGUGCAGCCGAAGACGACGAAGCAGAGCAAGAGCAAGAGGCUAACGAAGUUGGAUGUUUGUGUUGUAAUGUAG
Paraphaeosphaeria sporulosa is the source of this 1277-nucleotide messenger RNA. RefSeq lists its product as uncharacterized. Lineage: Eukaryota; Fungi; Ascomycota; Dothideomycetes; Pleosporales; Didymosphaeriaceae. The record is from RefSeq and is a predicted model, not a curated record. The transcript has a single exon. The coding region runs from base 105 to 1277 and encodes 390 amino acids.